AUGUAAAGAUAUUCCCGGGUUCAAACCAUUUACUUUAUUACGAUGAUUAGUUUCGGUAGUAAAGGAAUCACACAACUUGUUACUGUUUGUCUUGUAUCUUCACGUCUGUAGUAUUACUUUUUGUAUUAUUCGUGUAUAAAUGCAAUUAUUGCUUCCUAUAAAAUACAUCCAAUUGCCUGAAAGGUUUGUACAGUAAUUUUCUGGAAAAAAUAAUUUUUACCAAAUUGGUGGUGCACUUCUAUGUUAUAGAGGACUAAAAUUUUUUUAGACAACCUCUCGAAAGAAAAUAUGUAGUAAUUGCUCUACUGCGGUGGGCAAUGCAUGUAAGCGAUGCUCCAACUGUGGACAGCUCAUUCCAAAGAGGCCUUCUUCCGUGUCAAUACCACAAUAUUCGACCACGACAAGACAGAAAAUGCUGCUGAUGAAAAGGGCUCAGACUCUUCAUCAGAACCACGGUUAUCAUGUGGUGGUAAUGUAUUAUCACCCAUCAACCACUGGAGGUCCAACCGUCUGGGAUUAUGCUGCAACUCCUGGCUUGGCGACAGAUUUUAUUAGCAGCAGUGGUGUAAUUGGAAAAUCAGCCAGAAACUUGUUUCAAACCGGGAUGAAGAAGUUAUGGCAAGAUAGAAAUGAAGAUAGUCAAUCUACAGAUCUUUCAACUACGAAUACUAUCCCUGCCUCUACUAUCCCUGCCUCUACUUCCCCUCCCGUGUCGUUUUCUGUUUCUCCUUCUUUUUCAGCAUCUUCAUCUGUAACUCUUUGUAGCUCUGUUACAACCUCUCUUCCAGUUAGUAGCGCUGCUUCAACAUUCAAUCCUAUACGCAAAGAUCUUCAUUUUAAUACGAUUUCCGCAACUUUCGAAUCUUCCUUCCUCUCUGCUGCUACAAAUACCAAUACAAAUGUCGUCACUGAUUCUUUUAGCACUAAUCCCACUCUGGCCUCUUCCAGUGGAUGUACCUCGAUCGGCAAUUCUUCAUCUGUUUCAACCUCUUCUUCCUCUUCUUCAAGCUCCUUCGUCGCUACAACAUCUGUGUCUACCAUAUCUAAAACGACUGCCCCAUCUGUAUGAAAAAUAUCUGUAGUCGCAGCCUAAUGAAAGAGCAUGAGAAAUACAACAAUAGAUUAAAUACUAAAUAUAUGUUCUACUUCAUAGAUCAUACACUCAUUCUUUCAUAAUUGCAUUAAAAAUAUUCCAAAAUAAAUAGAUUAGAAAAUAAAAUUUGCGAUAUGUCUUAGAACAAUUAGAGCUCAUUUAUUAUCUAAAAUAUUUAUGUAACACACGUACACGAUUUUAUUCAAGUGUUGUUCACGUAUUAAUCCCAAAAAUAAGAUGAUUUAAAAGUUUUUC
Molecule: messenger RNA, 1348 nt
Organism: Xenia sp. Carnegie-2017
Lineage: Eukaryota; Metazoa; Cnidaria; Anthozoa; Malacalcyonacea; Xeniidae
Exons: 2
Coding region: 413-1069 (218 amino acids)
Source: RefSeq, a predicted model, not a curated record